Messenger RNA from Aureobasidium subglaciale EXF-2481, 1312 nucleotides. RefSeq lists its product as uncharacterized. The transcript is spliced from 2 exons. The coding region runs from base 43 to 1092 and encodes 349 amino acids. Gene Ontology annotation, molecular function: protein binding; metallopeptidase activity; deNEDDylase activity. Lineage: Eukaryota; Fungi; Ascomycota; Dothideomycetes; Dothideales; Saccotheciaceae. Gene Ontology annotation, biological process: protein deneddylation. The record is from RefSeq and is a predicted model, not a curated record. Gene Ontology annotation, cellular component: cytoplasm; COP9 signalosome.
CUCGCCGGCGUCAAUCACCUUUCUCACCAAACACACGCCAACAUGGAGAACGCAAGGAAGACGUGGGAGCUGGAAAACGCCGUCAACCUCACAGACGCCACUCGCGAUCAAGUAUACGAUUACUCGGUCGAACAACAAAAGGACAUCAACAACAAGAAGCCAUGGCGCUCAGAUCCCAACCACUUCAAGCAUGUCCACAUCUCGUCCGUCGCCCUACUUAAAAUGGUCAUGCACGCUCGCUCCGGUGGCAGCAUUGAAGUCAUGGGCCUCAUGAUCGGCUACGUCCUGAAUGAGACCUUCGUCGUCACUGAUGCCCUCCGCUUGCCCGUCGAAGGUACAGAAACCAGAGUCAAUGCUCAAGACGAAGCCAACGAGUACAUGGUCCAAUACCUUCAACGUUCGCGUGAAGCCGGUCAGCUCGAGAACGCCGUCGGCUGGUACCACAGUCAUCCUGGUUACGGCUGCUGGCUCAGUGGCAUCGAUGUCUCAACCCAGUUCACACAGCAAACUUUCUCCGAUCCCUUUGUCGCUGUCGUUAUCGACCCUGAUCGCACUGUCAGCUCUGGCAAGGUCGAGAUUGGCGCUUUCAGAACAUACCCCGAAGGCCACAUCCCUGCCGGUGCCGAGUCUGCUGGUGAAGGCAUGGCUGCUGUUCCUCUUGCCAAAGCUGCCGACUUUGGUGCUCACGCAAACAAGUACUACUCUCUGGACGUCACACACUUCAAAUCCUCGCUCGACAACACCCUGCUGGAAGCCCUAUGGAACAAGUACUGGGUCCAGACUCUGUCAUCUUCACCUCUUUCCACCAAUCGCGAAUACGGCACCAAGCAGAUUGAGGAUCUGGCCGGCAAGAUCAACCAGGUCACUCAGAGCGCCAAGCAAAGAGGCUCAAUGUCUAUGCGUCCAGGUGCCAAGGGUGAUGCUGCAAUGGACAAGGUAGUCUCUGCAGCUGACAAGAUUGCCAAUGAGGAAAAGACCGGUCUGUUAGCUGCCCAGGUCAAGGAGAAGGUCUUCUCCGCGCCCCUACAAGCUGCAAGUGCUGGAGAUGGCAACGGCGUCGAGGUUAAGAUGCAGGAAGCCAUGGAAGAGUAGAGGAUGAACGCGCAUAUGCAGACGAUGACACGAAAUUGCAUGGGUUUAAUGGCGUACAUCUGGCUGGAGACACGCAUUUAGCACGGCGUUUUAAGGGGAUACAGACGAUAAAGUCGUGGACUAUUAGAGUGGAAAGACAUGCGAGCAGUAAAUACAAUACUUCAAGAUUGCUGCGUCUCGAAAUUUGUGUGAAUUUCAUCUUGUUCGACGCGUAACUGCC